AGCCGCCAGAGUAGAACAAAACUUUGAUGGUUACUGGAGAGAGCGAAGAUUCGCAGUCCCUUCCUCUGAACUUUCCCGGAAACCUGGUCCAAAAAACGAUUCAAUUUUCCCGCUUUCUCUCUUUUUCUCUUUUAUUCCUUUCUCUUUUCUGCCUCUUUUUUCUCCUUUUUUUUUUUUUUUUUCCCGGUUCGAAUCUGCCGAGGGAAUAUUGUCGGAGUAGUAGAGUGCUUGAAGCUCAUUUCGGAUCAGAUCAGAUCAGAUCUGAAGAAGCACCAGAGUGACUGUUUGGAAGCUGAGAAAAUGCAAACCAGGUACUUGGAGAGAUCCAACAGCAUGGCCAGAGAAAAGCGAGCUCUGGAUCCGAGUUCUACCGACGAAAGUCAGCGCGACCCCAAACGACCAGCUCUUGCCAGUGUUAUCGUUGAAGCUCUCAAGGUGGAUAGUCUGCAGAAGCUUUGCUCAUCACUGGAGCCUAUUCUUCGGAAAGUUGUUAGUGAAGAGGUGGAGCGUGCUUUGGCUAAGUUAGGCCCCGCUAAACUUAAUACGAGGGUUUCUCCAAAACGAUUAGAAGGUCCAGAUGGGAGAAAUUUGCAGCUUCACUUCAGGUCCAGGUUGUCGCUCCCACUCUUUACAGGAGGGAAAGUAGAAGGGGAGCGGGGUGCAGCAAUCCACAUUGUUUUGCUUGAUACGAACACUGGUCAUGUGGUCACAUCAGGUCCAGAGUCUUCAGUGAAACUUGAUGUUGUUGUGCUUGAAGGUGAUUUUAAUAAUGAGGAUGAAGAAGGCUGGAGUCAAGAAGAAUUUGAAUCACGUAUAGUGAAAGAACGUGAUGGAAAGAGGCCUCUUCUGACUGGAGAUUUGCAAGUGAUAUUGAAGGAAGGUGUAGGAACCCUGGGGGAGUUUACAUUUACUGACAACUCUAGCUGGAUAAGGAGCAGAAAGUUCAGAUUAGGUCUAAAGGUUGCCUCAGGCUGUUGUGAAGGCAUUCGUAUUCGUGAGGCAAAAACAGAUGCCUUCAUUGUCAAGGAUCACAGAGGAGAAUUGUACAAGAAGCACUAUCCACCUGCAUUAAACGAUGAAGUUUGGAGGUUAGAGAAGAUUGGCAAAGAUGGAUCGUUUCAUAAGAGGCUUAAUAAAGCUGGAAUAUAUACAGUUGAAGACUUCUUGCGGCUUGUAGUGAGAGACUCCCAGAGACUGCGGAAUAUACUAGGAAGUGGCAUGUCAAACAAGAUGUGGGAUGCCCUUGUAGAGCAUGCAAAGACUUGUGUUCUGAGCGGGAAACUUUAUGUUUACUAUCCUGAUGAUGUGAGGAAUAUUGGUGUUGUUUUUAACAACAUCUAUGAAUUGAGUGGCUUAAUUGCAGGUGGGCAAUAUUUUUCAGUUGAUUCUCUUUCUGAUGACCAGAAGGUCUAUGUGGAUACCUUGGUCAAGAAGGCAUAUGACAACUGGAUGCACGUUAUAGAGUAUGAUGGCAAGUCUCUUUUAGGCUUCAAGCAGAACAACAACUCAGCUGCUUCUCAAAAUGAUGUUACUGUGAGCACACACGAUUAUUCCAACUCCUUUGAUCCUCAGCUCACACUACCGAGUCUUCCAGUUUCAAUUACCCCAGAGCAGCCCUCUAUGAAUCCAGGCCUAACUUUAGGAGGUCACGAUGUUAGUGUCACUACACAAUAUCCAGUACAGUCACAGAACUUGAACCUUGAUGCUCCUAUUCAGUUUGAUGGCACUUCAUUUCCUCUGCAUAACCAGAUGAUCAAUGCUCUGCAACAGACCCAGCCUCCUAGGAGUUCGAGUGCGCUGGCCCUUGGUCCACCACAAUCAUCCAUGUCAGGCUUCCAGACUGGCGGCACGUCAAAUUUUACCUCUUAUAGGGGAUUCGAGGACUACUUCCCAGAGGAGGAGAUUCGCAUGAGAAGUCACGAGAUGCUAGAAAAUGAAGACAUGCAACAUCUACUUCGUGUUUUCAACAUGGGUGGCCACAGUCAUGCCCCUGUUAAUGUCUCUGACGACAGUUACCCUUACUCAUCAGCACCACACAUGCCCAACCAAUCUUCAAACUACGUAUUCGAUGAUGAUCAGACACGCUCAUCAGGCAAAGCUGUAGUUGGGUGGCUGAAACUCAAGGCAGCCCUUAGAUGGGGCAUCUUCAUCAGGAAAAAGGCUGCUGAGAGACGGGCACAACUUGUUGAGUUAGAUGAUUUAUAGAUAUGGGUUGUAUUAAAAAACAAGACUACGCUUGUGGAUUGAGUUGUCAGAUGCAGUAUAUGUCCUCAAAGCAUCAGCUGAUCUGCUCACUCAACCUGACUUGUAAGUGCAUUUUUGCUUGUACAGUUUGUUUCUGUACAGUAAGAUUGUUUUCUUCUAGUCUGCAUCUUCUGAAUUAUUAAUGGUGUCGAUUGUUCUAACUAAUGAUGCCUACUGAGACUGUAGAGGACACCAUGAAAGCCUGGAAUUUUUUUAGCACGGGUUUUCUCCUUGGCUAUUAAACCAUUCUUGGUAGAAACAGGGGUAACUUUCUUCUCUAUUAGUUAUUCUAUUGUACCUUAUUGUUCUAUUAUUGUAGCAUGUUAGUGGUGUAAUCUAACACAAUAAUCAGUGUUGUAUGCUUGUAACAUUAAGAAUAAUUAUUUGCAUCUUUUGUUAAACAUCCCUGAGGCAAAUUUGCCAUGACUCUGAUGGAUUGCAAGAUGCUUUAUGUGAUUUUCAAAUUGCUUUA
This is a messenger RNA of Camellia sinensis, 2716 nucleotides long. Its product is annotated as calmodulin-binding protein 60 C. Gene Ontology annotation, biological process: regulation of salicylic acid biosynthetic process. The record is from RefSeq and is a predicted model, not a curated record. Gene Ontology annotation, molecular function: calmodulin binding; sequence-specific DNA binding; DNA-binding transcription factor activity. Lineage: Eukaryota; Viridiplantae; Streptophyta; Magnoliopsida; Ericales; Theaceae. Gene Ontology annotation, cellular component: nucleus.